This is a messenger RNA of Impatiens glandulifera, 2580 nucleotides long. RefSeq names its product enolase-phosphatase E1-like. The coding region runs from base 1 to 2580 and encodes 859 amino acids. The transcript has a single exon. The record is from RefSeq and is a predicted model, not a curated record. Lineage: Eukaryota; Viridiplantae; Streptophyta; Magnoliopsida; Ericales; Balsaminaceae.
AUGGCUGCAUCACCUUCGCCGGUUAAUUCCGUCGCUGGUGUUGCAAAGAUCAAAAAUUCCGAUCAGGGUAUCACCGGAGGAGGAGGACCAUCCUCCAUAACUUCCGCCGGAGCCGCCACCACGGAGAUUCCGGCCAAGGAUGUGAAAUCCAAAACGAGUGCUGUAAAUUCUUCCACAGCUAAAAGACCCGAUAAUAAUCAAAAUUUGGUCAGAAAUGCAGGACCGGUCGUAGCAUCAUCGACGUUGAAUUCUGCUCAAGAUAUGAAGAAAAACAAUGACGAGAAAUCCAAAAUGAAUACUACAAAUUCUACGGCUUCAGGUAGUAGUAAUGUAUCUGCCAGGAAGCAAGAUGAAAAACCUGAUAAAAAUAUGGGUAGAAACACAGAAUCUGUUGGAGCAUCGUCUUUGAAUUCUGCUCAAAAGGACCAGAAAUCCAAAAUGAAUACUAUAAAUCCCACUGCUUCAGGUAGCAGCAUCAAUUCAUCAGAAAAAUCGGCUGAUGAUGCAAGGAAGAAGAAGCAAGAUGAAAAACCCAAUCAAAAUAUGGCUAGAAACACAGAACCUGUUGCAGGAUCAUCGUUGAAUUCGGUGCAAGAUGUGAAGAAAAUCAACGAACAGAAAUCCCAAAUGAAUCCAACUAAGCAAGAUGAAAAACCCAAUAAAAACAUGGGCAGAAACACAGAAUCUGUUGCAGGGUCGUCAAUGAAUUCUGCUCAAGAUGCGAAGAAAAUCAACGAACAGAAAUCCCAAAUGAACACUUCAUCAGAAAAAUCGGCCCAUGAUGCAAGGAAUAAGAAGCAAGAUGAAAAACCCAAUAAAAACAUGGGGAGAAACACAGAAUCCGUUGUAGGAUCCUCGUUGAAUUUUGCUCAAGAUGCGAAGAAAAUCAAUGACGAGAAAUCCAAAAUGAGUACUUCUACUUCUGGUAGCAUCAAUUCACCAGAAAAAUUGACUGAUAAUGUAAGGAAGAAGAAUCAAGAUGAAAAACCCAAUAAAAACAUGGUCAGAAACACGGAACCCAUUACAGGAUCAUCGAUGAAUUCUGCUCAAGAUGGGAAGAAAAUGAACGACGAGAAAUCCAAAAUGAAUCCUACUGCUUCCGGUAGCAUCAAUUCAUCAGAAAAAUUGACAGAUGAUCUAAGGAAGAAGAGCCAAGAUGAAAAACCCAAUAAAAACAUGGGCAGAAACACAGAAUCCGUUGCAGCAUCAACAUUGAAUUCUGCUCAAGAUACGAAGAAAACGAACGACGAGAAAUCCAAAAUGAAUCCUACUACUUCCGGUAGCAUCAAUUCAUCAGAAAAAACGGCCGAUGAUGUAAGGAAGAAGAACCAAGAUGAAAAACCCAAUCAAAACAUGGUCAGAAACACAGAACCCAUUACAGGAUCGUCGUUGAAUUCUGUCCCAGAUGUGAAGAAAAAGACAGAUGAGAUAUGCAAAAUGAAUAUUAUGAAUCAUAUGGCCGCUGGAAACAUCAUAUCAUCUGAAAAAUCAACCGAUGAUGUGCAGAAGAAGAAACAAGAAGAACCCUCAUCGGUAAAUUCUGUCAAGGAUGUGAAGACUAAGAAUCCUUCGACUGAAAAAACGAUCAAUGAUGUAAGUAAGAAGAAACAAGAUGAAAUACCCAAUAAGAACAUGGUCAGAAACGCGGAACCCAUCAAUGAUAUGAAGCAAACGGAUAACGAGAUAUCAAAAAGGAAUGUUUUAAAUAUCGCCGGAAGCACUGUUGGAAAUGCAGAAUCGGUUGUGACAAAGCCUGUAAAUUCUGUCGAGAUAUCAAAAACAAAUCCGGUAACCAACAAGAACACGGUCGGAAACGCAGAACCCAUUAUAACCUCGUCGGCGAAUUCUACCAAGCAAACGGAUAACGAGAUAUCGAAAAGGAAUAUUGCAAAUAAUGCGGUAAUCGGAAACAUCACAUCACCUGCAAAUCAAGUAGUCGAUGAUGUACGAAAGAAGAACAUGGCUGCAGAUUCACCAAAUAUUGUGAAGAAAAAGAAUGACGAGAUAUCAAAAACCGGAAACAUAACAUCAUCUGAAAAACCCAACAAGAACAUGGCUGGAAACUCAGCAGAUUCACCCAUUGUGUUAUCGCAGAAGAAAAACACUGAAGAGAAAUCCAAAUCUACAAACCCAACAAUUGCUGCCGGAAACAUCGAUAAAUCGACGACGACGAAGAAGAAAGAUGAAAAACCCGACAAAAACAUGGUGAAAAACGCAGAACCCAUAUCGAGAAAGAUUGAGGAGAAAUCACAAACGAAGAAACAAGAUGAAAAACCCAAUAAUAACGCAGCAAUGACAACAAGCCAAGAAACUUCAAUGGGUAGAGGAAAAGAGAAGAAAAACGAUGACACCAGCAGCGCAACACAAGGAAAAAGUUCAAUUAGGGAUUUAGUAAGCAGAAAUAAGGAAGAAAAAGUUUCAGGGAAUUCGUUACAGGAAGUAAAGAAGAAAAACGAUGAUAAAUCUUCAAAUAUGACAACGGCAAUGACGAACGCUGCUGCUGCGGCAGCUUCGGCGACUGUGACAUCGCCGGAGGAUUCAGUGAAGGGUGUCAAGAAAAAGAAGGUACAACAACAAUAA